Molecule: messenger RNA, 1666 nt
Organism: Ostrinia furnacalis (Asian corn borer)
Lineage: Eukaryota; Metazoa; Arthropoda; Insecta; Lepidoptera; Crambidae
Product: Coiled-coil domain containing protein 39
Exons: 12
Coding region: 155-1645 (496 amino acids)
Biological process (GO): epithelial cilium movement involved in determination of left/right asymmetry; inner dynein arm assembly; cilium-dependent cell motility
Cellular component (GO): axoneme
Source: RefSeq, a predicted model, not a curated record
CACUCUUUAUUCUGUGCAUUUGUUAUUGUGAAAAAAUGGCGGUGAAUUUGUUUGUUUGGUGAUUGAGCUCAAUUGUUAUGUUUUUAUUGAUCAAACGCUAUUGUGUUUAAAAUUUAGACAAAAGAUUGCAUGUCAGGUUGAUGGUGCAAGAAUAAUGAGUGAACAAGCUAAUGUACCUCGUUAUAUGGCCCAACUCUUGGAAGAGUUGGGAUGGAAUCAAGGGACAAGAAUACCAUUGGCAAAUCCUGAUAAUCAAAACUUAGAAACUUUAUUGAUAUCAAGACAAAAUGAGAUCCAACGUCUCAAAGAAGCGCUUAUACUUCAAAAUCAGAAAUGUGAUGAUCUCAAAAAAUACAAGGACCAUGUUCAUACGGAAUACCAAGAAAAUACGCGUCUUCUAUUUGCACAUAAGCAGCAGUUAGAACAAGAGGUGAAGCUUCGGCAGCUAUCCUGUAACGAGGCAGACCGCCUGGACCGGGAUGUUAUUGACUGUGCCAAGCAGAGCAAGGAUAUUAAUCUGCGCAUAGAUCGCUUACAAACGAACAUUGCCCGUCUGCUAAAGAAGGCGGAUUCUCUCAAGGGCGAAGUGUGCGGUGACCGAGGCGCGCUGCAAGAGUGGCGGGCCGCGCUCGAGCGGAGCGCCGGCGACAUCUCCGCCAUCGAGCAGUUCACCAAGCAGGACCUGUCUAAAGCUAAGGCUCUGGAGACCAAGCGGCAGAAGUUAAAGCUGGAACAUGAUCGCAUCCACGACCGUCUUGCGCAACUGGUGUCCAACCUCAGUGCUGAAGAAAGGGCAUGCGAGAGGAUCUCUAUUCAGGUGAUGGAAGGUAUGGACCAGAGGAAGCAAAUGAUGACAAUGUGGACCAGCGCCGUUGAGAAUUUAAGACAACGCGAUACCGACAUACGACACAUUAGAGAGGACUACGCAGUACUAGAAGCCGAGGCGAACAACAUCGCGGAACAAUGCCGCGAGCAACAAGCCUUCUGCGACCAACAGCGCGGCAACAACUUGGACGCCGGGCGCGAGAACAUGGGCAUGAUGCAGCGCCUCAGCCAGAUGCGCCUCGCCUACCAGGAGAUAACCGACCUCAACACCUCCCUGGACAGCGAGAUGCACUGCCUGCAACGUGAGUUAAGCAACAUGCGAGCGACUCUAGAGAAGCUUCACAUGGAGAACCGGCACAUCAUGGAUGACCAGCACCGCAAGGACAUGGCGCUACAGCUCGUCAACAAUAAGAUAAGAGAGCUCAAGGAAAAAUUGACAGACUCCUUGGAUAAAUCCAAGUCGUCUGAAAAAAGGGCCAAAGAGCUCGAAGAGAUGUUGAACGAAGAGGAGCGCUACGCCAGCCAACUGACGGUGAAUCAGCAGCGAGCGAUGCAUUGCUCCUUCGUAGAGCAGCAGAAACUGCUGGCGCUCAAGAACGAAGAAAAACUGUUCCAUAUGCAACUGAAGGCCUCUAAAGCAAUAAUGAGUAAACUGGACACGAAGCAGCGCGGCGUUGAGAGAAACCUACAGAGCCAGAAGGAAACACUAUAUUCAGUCUGUUAUCAAGUUGAAACAAUUGGAGCCCGCGCAUCUCACAUGGAAGGCGCUCAGGCCGAGCGUGAAUGCUCUGCAGAACUUGUGGAAAGAGAAAACAGGUGAACAUAUAACUCAUUUCACCCG